AUGAGGUGGAUCCGGCCCUCAGAAGCCAGGAUAGGCCUGGCCCUGGUCCUUGGUGUCUUCACCCUCCUCUUCCUCUUCAGUCUGCCUGUUUCACCACCUGUUUCACCACCUGCCUGCCUGGUCCUUGAGGAGCCUUCCCGUAUCCCCAAGACCUUGGAGGCCUGGCCCUCACUGACCCGGCACCCGAGACCUGCCCAUUGCAAAGCGGAUGCCUCAGUGGUCACCCAGCCAAACUUCACAGAGCAGCCAUUGCACAUACGCAACUUCUUGUUGUACAAGCAUUGCCGUGACUUUGAGCUGUUGCAGGAUGUGUCCCCCGACAAGUGUGCACCGCCAGUAUUCCUGUUGCUGGUGAUCAAGUCCUCGCCGGCCAACUAUGAGCGGCGCGAGAUGGUGCGGCGCACGUGGGGCCGUGAACGCGAGGUGCGGGGCGUUCAGCUUCGCCGGCUCUUCCUGGUGGGGACAGCCUCCAAUGAGCUGGAGGCCCUCAAGGUGAAUCGGCUGCUAGCACUGGAGGCACGCAUGCAUGGCGACAUCCUGCAGUGGGACUUCCACGACUCCUUCUUCAACCUCACGCUCAAACAGGUGCUGUUCCUACAGUGGCAGGAGACACAAUGCAGCAAUGCCAGCUUCCUGUUCAAUGGAGAUGAUGAUGUCUUCGCCCACACUGACAACAUAGUUGCCUACCUGCAGGACCAUAACCCCAACCAGCACCUCUUCGUGGGACACCUGAUUGAAAAUGUGGGUCCUAUCCGGAUUCCCUGGAGCAAAUACUAUGUACCAAAGGUGUUGAGACAGGAGGAACACUACCCGCCCUAUUGUGGGGGCGGUGGCUUCUUGCUGUCUCGCUUCACAGCCACCGCUCUACGCCGGGCUGCCCGUGUCCUGGAUCUCUUCCCUAUUGAUGAUGUCUUUCUGGGCAUGUGCUUGGAGCAUGAGGGCCUGAAGCCCACCAGGCACAGUGGCAUCCGCACGGCGGGCGUACAGGCACCGUCACCACACCUGACCUCUUUCGACCCCUGCUUUUAUAGGGAGCUGCUUCUGGUACAUCGCUUUCUGCCCUAUGAGCUGCUGCUCAUGUGGAAUGCACUGAGUCAGCCUGACCUCGCCUGUGGCAAGCGGACACAGGUAUAUUGA
Chrysochloris asiatica (Cape golden mole) is the source of this 1137-nucleotide messenger RNA. It is a transcript of the gene B3GNT3, whose product is annotated as UDP-GlcNAc:betaGal beta-1,3-N-acetylglucosaminyltransferase 3. The coding region runs from base 1 to 1137 and encodes 378 amino acids. The transcript has 2 exons. The record is from RefSeq and is a predicted model, not a curated record. Gene Ontology annotation, cellular component: membrane. Gene Ontology annotation, molecular function: N-acetyllactosaminide beta-1,3-N-acetylglucosaminyltransferase activity. Lineage: Eukaryota; Metazoa; Chordata; Mammalia; Afrosoricida; Chrysochloridae.